GUAUUCCCCCUCGAUUUUCCCGUUCUGUGAUUGGCUUAUGACUGACUUAAUUUGUGACGUAGAUUGUGAUCCACCAAUACCGUGCACUUUGAACAUGUUAUAUAUUUCAAAAUUGUUAAGAUCAUAGAAGGCGCAGUAGAAAAAAAAGUUUUGUUUCGCAAACAUCAUUAGCGUUAAUCGAAAUUGCAACUUAUUCAGCUCUUCCUUCCUUCGCAACCAUCCGUGAGUACGCGCACGUAUAAAAUCCUAACGUCUAUCUUCGAGUCGAACAGAGUGCAGUGAAAAAUUGUCAAAUUUUAAAGGUUAUCAUCAACGCUCAAUUGUUCCCCCCAAAACCUGCUUUCUGCGUGCAUAGAAUUUCGUGUAACCUGUUGUUCCUCUGUUUACUACUAAAAAACCACUCUGCUGAUCACACAUUUUUAUUAAAUAAGACGACGCACUUCUUUGUUGGAACUCUCAUAACCUCCAGAGCAAAAUGAAUUCUGAAGCAUACCAAGAGGGCUAUGUUACUUGUCCGUAUAAUCCUUCGCACCGUCUGCUGAAACAUCGCUUUAUUACUCACUUGGUAAAAUGUCGUCGCAAUCAUCCGGAUUCUCCAUCUGCGGUGUGUGCAUUCAAUUCAAGUCAUAUUGUUCCUGCACCCGAAUUGAAAUAUCACAUGGACAAUUGCCCUGACCGUCAUCAAAUUGAUCGCGUUGUUACCGAAGCUGAAGGCAACACUCAUAGAAUUGAGAUUAACUUUGCAGAUGAUAGUUCUUGGGACAAUGGAGAAAACUGGGAUCAAGAGAAUACACCAUGUUACAACCCUGCGGAAUACUGCGAGAAUAAAAUGAUUCUGCGUCGUUUGGAUAUUGCUUCGAAAGCACAGCGUCGUGAUUGGCACCAGGCUGAACGCCGCCGCUUCCAAGAGAUCGAUUCGUCUCAACCUGCAGCGACCCAACGAGCCGAGAAUAUUCGGUCAAAGCCUCAAGUUGCACAAGUGCGGCAACCAAAAGAGGAAAUGCCUGCGGUGAUUACGUCGCAAAUGAGAGCGUUGACCACUUCUGCUCAAACAGACGCCACGCUUACAGCACCUCCGUUGUCGGAGAUUUUAACAUCUGCUCGUGCUCCAGGUGAACCAAAGAACAACGAAGAAAAGUGGGAACAUGUACGAGUGCGUGGACGGGGCCGUGGUGUAAGAAAAAACAAAAAUUAACCUUGUUUUGAACCAGAUUUUUAUUUUUUUAAUUGAAAUUUUAAGUUACCAAUUAAUUGAUAUUUGAGGAGACAUAACUUGAAUUUUUUAUGCAUUUUAUUCAUUGAGAAGGAAAUUUACACUUGAUAAAUUUCAUAGAGUAUAUUUUUAUGAAUAUAGUCAUUAUAUUAAUCGAAGAAGACGCUACCACGGAAUAAAUUAUACGUGCCUUAUUCUAUAUAA
Messenger RNA from Dalotia coriaria, 1417 nucleotides. Its product is annotated as gametocyte-specific factor 1 homolog. Lineage: Eukaryota; Metazoa; Arthropoda; Insecta; Coleoptera; Staphylinidae. The transcript is spliced from 5 exons. The record is from RefSeq and is a predicted model, not a curated record. The coding region runs from base 476 to 1195 and encodes 239 amino acids.